GCCCGGGAUCGGGACAGUACGGGAGCCGGAGAGGCCGGGGAGGAAUGGAGACCGGAGGGGGCGGAGAGGGAGCCGGGGACAUCUGCUGUCUGUCCUACAACCAGGACUGCACGUCCCUGGCUAUCGGCAUGAGGUCGGGCUACAAACUCUACUCUCUGAGCAACGUCGAGCGUCUGGAUCUCGUGCACGAGAGCUGGGAGGUGAAGGAUGUUUACAUCGUGGAGCGCCUGUUCUCCAGCAGUCUGGUGGUGGUGGUUAGUCACGCCAAGCCGCGCCAGAUGAACGUGUUGCACUUCAAGAAGGGCACAGAGAUCUGUAACUAUAACUACUCCGGCAACAUCUUAUCCAUCAGGCUGAACCGCCAGAGGCUGAUUGUGUGUUUGGAGGAAUCGAUCUACAUCCAUAACAUUAAGGACAUGAAGCUGCUGAAGACGUUGCUGGACACCCCCCGGAACCCCCAUGGCCUCUGUGCUCUGUCAAUCAACCAUUCCAACUCCUUCCUGGCCUAUCCUGGCAGCUCCUCCUCGGGGGAAGUCUCCGUGUACGAUGCCAACUGCUUGAAGUGCGAGUGCACGAUCCCGGCCCACGACAGCCCCCUUGCUGCUAUCGCCUUCAACUCUACGGGAACAAAACUGGCCAGUGCUUCAGAGAAAGGUACGGUGAUUCGCGUCUUUUCCAUUCCUGAGGGGCAGAAGCUCUAUGAGUUCCGCAGAGGGAUGAAGAGAUACGUGAGCAUUAGCUCUUUGGUAUUCAGUAUGGAUUCCCAGUUCCUUUGCGCCUCCAGCAACACUGAGACCGUCCACAUCUUCAAACUGGAACACCUGCCCGACAGGCCAGAAGAGAAUGCCACAUGGACAGGCUAUGUAGGAAAGAUGUUUAUGGCUGCUUCUAACUACCUCCCGGCACAAGUCUCCGACAUGAUGAACCAGGAUCGCGCCUUCGCUACAGUUCGACUGAAUUUUUCGGGACAGAAAAACGCAUGCACCUUGGUCACAAUUCAGAAGCUCCCGCGGCUCCUGGUCACGUCGGCCAGCGGCCACCUCUAUGUGUAUAACUUGGACCCACAGGACGGGGGCGAGUGUGUCCUUAUCAAGAAACACAGCCUGUUGGGUUCUGCCAAGUCAGAGACCGAUGGAGACAGCGACGCCGAGAGCCCGGUACCUGUUACCUACGCGGCCACCGUAGCCCGGCCCAGCUCUGCCCCGCCCACAUCCACCAUGACAGGUUACUCCGAGGAUGUGGGCGCCCUGCGGGGAGAGAUUAUUCCGGAACACGAGUUGGCGGUUGGACCCAUUUGCCUGGACGACGAGAAAGAAUUCCCACCCGUGAGCAUUAAGAAACCCUAGAGCCAAUAGCAGAACUGGGUCAGUGGCGCCGAGGCGGAACCAAGUGCCGCUGGAUUCUAAGGGACAAUCGGCCUGAGGUUCGGCCGCCGCUCCUGUGGGUUCGGUACCUGCCCUGGUCCCACCCACUUGGUUCUGUUGCAUAAGUGCCGGUUCUGGCAGCCAUAUUGGGUCGCAGAGCAGUAAUACAGGUGCCUUGCGGAUGUUUAUUGCAAACAGUGUUACGCCCACAGGAGAAGCACAAAGUAGUUCCGUCUUUUUAUUUUCAUUUUAUAGGGGCGACCCCCACCCCCCCAAGCGGCCAUUUUUGUGCUCACUGAGCAAUUCCUAUGGGGGAGCUAUUCCCUGCGCCCCCUGCUGGCCGACUUACAUUUCCUCACAUCACCUUUUUAUAAUACUAUGCAUGCCGCCAUGCCAAGGCCUUUUCAUUUGAAUUUAAAGGUUACAAAUAUAUGUGUAUAUAUA
This is a messenger RNA of Xenopus tropicalis (tropical clawed frog), 1808 nucleotides long. It is a transcript of the gene wipi1, whose product is annotated as WD repeat domain, phosphoinositide interacting 1. Gene Ontology annotation, biological process: protein localization to phagophore assembly site; response to stress. Lineage: Eukaryota; Metazoa; Chordata; Amphibia; Anura; Pipidae. The record is from RefSeq and is marked provisional. Gene Ontology annotation, cellular component: phagophore assembly site membrane; autophagosome. Gene Ontology annotation, molecular function: phosphatidylinositol-3-phosphate binding.